AAUCCUUUUAUUCAGUAAAUAAAUUAUACAGUUUUGUUUCAAUACAGCAAGCCUAUCUUUUCUUCUUUCUUUCAUCUUGAGCAAACACACCAAGCAACCUAAGAUUUCUCACAAAAAAAAUUCUCAUUCUUGAAUUCAGAUACCCAACACACAUCUUCUGUUAAUCGACCCACGUACAAAAUCAGAUGCCUUAAUUAUCUAAUCUAAAACAAAUAAAAUGAAAUUAGAUAUAUAGAAUGACAGGGAGGAAUUAGAGAUGGAAUUGUCGGCCGAAGAAGGGAGGGCUCGCCGCGAGGAGAGAUGAAGGCUCGGCGGUGGCUACUCGUCGGAGCAGGAGAGCGGCGGUGGCCGUUGUUUUAUUUUUCUUUUUUUUUAAAAUGAUGUUUUUAUUUGCACCUAAUAUAAGUAUCUAUGUUUUGUUUAGUAUGGCGUCCUACACAAUUCCGAGUUGGCCGUCCAUUUUCCCGCUAAAACCCCAGGGCAGUGCAAACAGGCCUCCUCGGCCAUGGUGGACCCCAACUAAUCGCUCCAUUUCCACAACUCUCCAAUGUCACAAGAUGUACGUGCCAGGGUUUGGGGAAGCCUCGCCGGAAGCCAGAGCAGCAAAACACCUUCACGAUUUCUUCACCUACGUCGCUGUUAGAAUUGUGAUUGCACAGCUUGAGAGCUAUAACGAAGAGGCGUAUGCAGAUAUGAUGAAAUUCAUGGAAAAUCACUCGGUCGAUGACGGGGACAAGUUUUGCGCUGAUUUGAUGCGGGAAUCAUCAAAUCACAAAACUCUAGCUUUGCGUAUAUUAGAGGUUCGAUCUGCGUAUUGCAAAACUGAUUUCGAAUGGGACAACUUAGAGCGAUUGGCAUCAAAGAUGGUGGAGGAUCGUAAUACAAAAGUGAUGAGGGAUUAUUUAUCGGAGACGACAGUGAAUAGUGAUAAUUGAGAAGUGAGAUCUCCUCGGACAUGCACAUAUAUACAUCAUGUGAUUGCUCGAAAUGUUUGUAUAUUUUUUGUGUGGGUUUCUGAGUGAUGCAUGAAUGUAUAAAGGCUACCUAAUCACUUGUAUUCAGAUUAUGAAAUACAAAUUUGAUGGUUUGAAAAACUUGAAAAAAUAAAGAAAUUCAAAAAUGGUUCAUGCGAUCAA
Salvia miltiorrhiza (redroot sage) is the source of this 1136-nucleotide messenger RNA. Its product is annotated as chaperonin-like RBCX protein 1, chloroplastic. The transcript is spliced from 7 exons. The coding region runs from base 378 to 935 and encodes 185 amino acids. The record is from RefSeq and is a predicted model, not a curated record. Lineage: Eukaryota; Viridiplantae; Streptophyta; Magnoliopsida; Lamiales; Lamiaceae. Gene Ontology annotation, molecular function: protein folding chaperone. Gene Ontology annotation, biological process: ribulose bisphosphate carboxylase complex assembly.